UAUUUGCCAGCAAAGAAGCAUACCCCACUUCUGAAAAUAACAAACGGCUGUGGUUGCUCGAGACAGAAUUAUGUCUCACUACAAAAAUUGCGUUCUUUAUAUGGUGGUAAUUUUAUUCCUCCAUCAUUAUGAUCUAGUGUUUGCACAAUUUCCCAGACAGUGCGUCACCCCACAGGCUCUACAAAGUGGGGAAUGUUGCCCAGGGCUUUUCCCUGGACAGUCCCCAGAUCCUACUGACCAGUGUGGAUUUUCUCUGGGUCGCGGUCAGUGUGCCCCAGUCACAGUGGACUCUCUGCCCCAUGGACCCCAGUACCGUCUGGAUGGACUGGAUGACAGAGAGCAGUGGCCCAUACGGUUCUUCAAUAGGGCUUGCAGAUGCAAUGAGAGAUUUUAUGGUCACAACUGUGGCAGCUGUAAACCUGGGUGGACCGGAGACAACUGCGAUCAACCAGUUGUAGUUGUCAGGAGGAAUAUUCUAGAACUUCGUGAGGAGGAGAAGAGACGAUUUAUCAAUGCGUUGGACCUUGCCAAGAAUACUAUCCACCCUGACUAUGUUAUAUCAACAAGGCGCUAUGCAGAAAUAUUAGAUCCAGUCCAGAAUACCACAAACUUUGAGAAUAUAUCUAUAUAUGACUUCUUUGUGUGGACCCAUUAUUAUUCCGUGAGCAAAACCUUUCUGGGCCCAGGUCAGGGGAGUGAGGGAGGAAUAGACUUUUCACAUGAAGGUCCUGCUUUUCUUACAUGGCACAGAUACCAUCUGAUGCAGCUAGAAAGAGACAUGCAGGUCAUGCUUCAAGAUCCUUCUUUUGCUCUUCCCUAUUGGAAUUUUGCCAUUGGCGGCAACCAAUGUGACAUCUGCACUGAUGACCUGAUGGGUGCUAGAAGCAACUUUGAUUCCAAUUCUCUUAGUUCAAACUCUGUUUUUUCUCAAUGGCGAGUGGUUUGUGAAUUUGUAGAGGACUACGAAUCCCUAGGAACUAUCUGCAAUAGUACACGCAAUAGUUCAAUUCGAAGGAAUCCUGCUGGAAAUGUUGCAAGACCUAUGGUACAAAGACUCCCUGAACCACAAGAUGUGGCACUUUGCCUUGAUGUGAAUAUGUUUGACACCCCACCCUUCUUUUCAGAUUCUUCUGAAAGUUUUCGAAAUACCAUAGAAGGUUAUAGUGAACCAAAUGGGCAGUACAAUGCAACAGUUAGAAGCCUUCAUAACUUGGCUCAUUUGUUUCUGAAUGGAACUGGAGGGCAGACUCACUUAUCUCCAAAUGACCCCAUCUUUGUCCUUUUGCAUACCUUUACUGAUGCAGUGUUUGACGAAUGGUUAAGGAGACAUAAUGCAGAAUCAUCUCAGUAUCCCCUGGAGAAUACUCCUAUUGGACAUAACAGACAGUACAACAUGGUUCCUUUCUGGCCUCCUGUAACAAAUAAUGAAAUGUUUGUAACUGCACCAGAAAAUCUGGGAUAUUCAUAUGAAGUUCAGUGGCCAAGCCGUACAUUGAGCACAACAGAGAUCAUUACAGUUGCAAUUGUAUCAGCUUUGGUGCUGGUCGCAAUUAUUUUCGCUGCCGCUACAUGCAUGAUUAGUCGCCGAAGAAAGAAUGAUGCAUUUCAGCCUCUUAUUGGUGAAUCCUAUCCACGUUAUGUUGAAGAUAAGCAAGAAAACACUCAGUCAGUGUGAGAAUACAGGGAUAAAGAGAUUCCUUUACGGUCAAGAUUAUAUUUUGCCCAUGAUAAUAUUGACAUUGUGACCUUGAAAAUAAAUGACAUUGUAUCUGUGUUUGGAUAACAUUUUUUGUCUACUGUAUAGAAAAACAACAAGUUGAUUUGCCCUGAAAAGGCCAGCUAAGUAAGCCCAGUCUUCAAAACUACACAAGUUCCAGCCUAAUGGCAGGGAACACUUAUUAGUGCACUAGACAAAUUUGUGAUUCAAAUGAUCAGUCAAAAAAAAAAGAGUAACAACAACUUAAUAUACCUUUUUUUUUUUCUUCUAUAUUAAAGAUACAGGCCAUAUACUAUAACCUUUUCUUUAUAUUAUUACUGGAGUUCUAUUUAUGUACUGCAAAGAGAAAAAAAGCCAAAACCGCAAACAUUAUAUGGGUUAACAAUAUAACUGGCUAAAUACCUGCAUCAAUAAAAUGUUUCUGGAAGCUCAA
This is a messenger RNA of Xenopus laevis (African clawed frog), 2150 nucleotides long. It is a transcript of the gene tyrp1.L, whose product is annotated as tyrosinase-related protein 1 L homeolog. Gene Ontology annotation, molecular function: oxidoreductase activity. Gene Ontology annotation, biological process: melanosome organization; positive regulation of melanin biosynthetic process; melanin biosynthetic process. The record is from RefSeq and is marked provisional. NCBI's taxonomy places the organism in Eukaryota, Metazoa, Chordata, Amphibia, Anura, Pipidae. Gene Ontology annotation, cellular component: bounding membrane of organelle; melanosome; cytoplasmic vesicle membrane.